GUGGUGGAACCUAUAAAGGGCAAGCCCGCUAUUUUUGUUAAAGAUGGGAGAUCUCGGGUGAUGGAGGAGGCCAUUUGGGUGUUGCCCAGCACCACCCAAGGAGUGUCAAACGAGCAAGCUGCCCAGUCAGGCAAGGGGCGAGCAACCCCUGUGGUCUGCAAUGGGCGAGCAGCUCCCAUAUCCACGAUGGGCAAGCGGGCCCUGGGCUU
Molecule: messenger RNA, 209 nt
Organism: Ilex paraguariensis (yerba mate)
Lineage: Eukaryota; Viridiplantae; Streptophyta; Magnoliopsida; Aquifoliales; Aquifoliaceae
Source: the annotation of a GenBank genome assembly